Molecule: messenger RNA, 2937 nt
Organism: Dermacentor albipictus
Lineage: Eukaryota; Metazoa; Arthropoda; Arachnida; Ixodida; Ixodidae
Cellular component (GO): membrane
Source: RefSeq, a predicted model, not a curated record
GUAGAAGAAGAUUGCCAAGGCACGCGCCUCGUCCCCUGCCUUGAUUCCUGUUCGCAGCUUCGGUCGAACGCCUUUCUUUUUCGGUGACCUGCCGGCGUCUUGCAGCCUAUAGACCAGACAGCACCUUUUUACGCAAGUGUGGAGCACCACCAGCACCACUCAACGCAGAUGAGUCGAAAGAGCGCCAAGGACGCGCCCUCGAGCGACACGAGCUUUCUGGGCCAGUCUGUGGACGAGUCCGUGCUCACCGGCUGGUACAGCGUGAUCAACUGGCUUCUACAGUUCAUCCUAACGGAUCCCAUCGACGCCUCGUUCCUUAAGAAAGUCAGUGCUGCCGAUUUCAUUGAAUCGAUGGACCUGUACGUUCGCUACGAGCCACAAGUGGCGCUGCUCUACGCUUCGGGCAUGGCAUUCUUCGCCGCUGGAAUCCUAGGCACUGUGCUCUACCCACAGAUGCGCCGACGCCGUAUGUGUGGAGGGGAUCGAACGCAGGACCUAACCGAGAACAUGCGCUGCAUACUACAACUGUACACGGCUGCCUACGUCAUUGUACUGGCUUGCAUUCUGUUGGGUGCCAUGCUGAUGCUCGCCAGCAUAUUCGAGUUGAGGCAGUCCUCGCUUCGACACAGCAAGCAGUUCAACGUAUACGUCAGUGCAGUGGAAAAUUUCUUGCAGUCAAUGGCCACCGUGGCGAAAGAACAACAGGCAGCGAACGUAAAUUACCUGAACGAGCUCUAUCGCACUAUGGAGGACUUCAGCUCGUACCUGAAGGCCCAUAUUCUCCCUGAGAUUAAAGCGGUGACCACGAUGUCGGCGGGCGGUGUCAUGAAAGCGGACAUCAGCGACAACAUGCCACCGGUUGCCGAGAGCGUGUUGCAGCAAGGAAGCGUGGCGACAAAAGAAGCGGCACAGGAUGCCAUGGCUGAAUUGAUCGCCACCAGCGUGAGCAAGACGUACAACGACUCGCUCACCGAAUGUCGCCUAUUUGCGAAGAAUGGCUCGGACCGCAUAGCAAGCUUUUGUCAAGCUGUCGUCGCAGACACUCAAAAGAGUCUACACUCAUUCGUCAACCUUUCCGGUUCACUGGUAAAGACAGACCAGCUAGGAGUCCUCGCCACACUGCAGCACAAGAGCCACUGGUACAUCUUCCUGGUACUGGGCAGCUUCUUGUUCCUGUUCUUGCUCUACACCGGCUCAUUCGUCAUGGGCAUGUUCCACUACAACGAGGACGUGCCGCCCACUAAGAGAACAGACGCUUCCAACUACGCGGGCACCGCCAUGCUCUUCGCCAUCGUGCUCUCGUUCCCGGUGUGCGCGGCGCUCAUGCUGGUCACCAACACCAUCAUGCUCGUGUCGCUCAGCAUCACAAACUUCGCCUGCCGGCCGUACGAGAACAUCGUCAUCUCCUGGCCGGGCAGGAUCGUCGACGUCGUGGUGCUCGACGACACGUUCGACAUGUUCUGGCCAAGGAAAGCCAGGGGCCGCUGGUUCGGCAGCUUUCUGGCAGGGACGACUUUACAGAAAUGCAGGUCGGGCAGGGUUUUCGACGUCAUUGGGGGCGACUAUAAGCUGGCCGUUGAGGGGUACAGCGAAUACAUGGAUAACCUGCACCACCUGAUGAUAUCGAUAACCGUCGAUCCCCGCCUCAUAUUCCCGACCACGGGUCCUCCUGAAGUCGGAAUAUUCUACGAGGCCAUGAAGACCCUACUUUGGGAUAAGGUCGGCGACAUGGUCGAAGGCUACAUAAAAUCCCUCGCACGUGGGACCUUGCAUAUACGAACGAAUUUGUCAAAGUUUAACCCGGACUGCCUUCUUGCCUACGAUGGAUACGAACAAGGAAUUGGCUUCAUAUGCGAAGGAAUCAUUCGGAACGUCAACUCCUUCUGGACGUCCCUGGGCUUCUGCCUCUACAUGUUCACCCUGCUGGGCACCCUGUCUCACUUUAUAUCCAAGUAUUUCCUGCGCAUGGACAAUUACACCUACGAUGGCUCCGAGGUGGAGUCGCUCACAAGCACGUCCGAAUUAAGCCCGAACCCUGAGAAGUCAUCCGAAGUUCUUCCGGAAACCGAAAAAAUCGGACAUGAAGUCCCCGAAGGUGGUGAGAAAACCGAGUUCGACCACACGACCGGCACGGACAUGAAGAAGUCAUCAUCAAGUGACGACACAGAUGAUAGCCGUAAGUCUGACAAGGCUGAGAGGGCUGAGAAGGGACCCAAAUGGCGGUAAGGAGGAUGGUCACGUCGUGUAGGUCACGUAGUGUCUACUGUAUAUUUAUACUCAUUCGCAAUUCUUCUUCUUUUUUCUAUUUCUUAGGAGAGGAAGAAGGUAAGAAGUUGUUAAGAACAGUGCGAAAUAUAACGGUCUGUUAAAUGUUUUAAAGUAAAAUACUCCGACGAAGAGCAGCAUGCCGUGCUUGAAUCUUUGAAAAAGUCCAUAAUUAGACGCAAGUCUGCCGAAAGGAGUGAAUGCAUGCUCGCACGCUCGUCUUAGUAGCGGAAGUUGCAUGCAUCUUUUCUGUUCUGAGCAAUAAGUUGUUAGGUGAAUGCUAAACUAACGUGACAGUUCAAGGUCUCAUCAAGUUUCUCUAUUGUCAUGAGCACAAUUCACAAAUGCCUUCUUAUAACUUGUUUAUAACUUCUUAAUCCUUGUUUGUUUGUCCGUUCGUUCGUCGACGCGGCGACAGGAAAAGUCAAGCCGGAGCUCUUCAAGCGUCUACACUACACAGGUUGGAACUCGGAGACAUACCGGAAGAUCCUGCGCCAGGGGUAACGAUGCAGAACGUGGUGACAGUGUCCUACAUGUCCGUCUCCACUACGCGCAACUUCCGACCAAAAUGAAGGCCACCGACUACGUGCCGAGGCUGCAUCGCAUGUGCUGUUUCGCGAAGCAGUUCAAGCAACCAAAUAUGCGUCGUGUAAAAAGAAUGACAUACCCUAA